AUGCGAGUGGAGAAAAUUGGAGUAAAGAGGUGGUUGUUCUUGCUGGCAAUUUGUUCUUGUCUUCUUUCAUCUUCCUGUGUAAGAGUUCUCAAGUUGAAGAACGAUGAUGGUCGACCUGUUUACAACCAUACGCUUGCCGUAACACUUGUGGAGUAUGUUUCUGCGGUCUAUAUGUCUGAUUUGACUGAACUCUUCACUUGGACGUGUGAAAGAUGCAAUGGUUUGACAAAGGGUUUCCAAGUUAUAGAGAUAAUAGUUGACGUUGAGCACUGCUUACAGGGAUAUGUUGGGGUGGCAAAGGAUUUAAAUGCUAUCGUUAUUGCAUUCCGGGGAACUCAAGAACACAGCAUACAGAAUUGGGUCUCGGACUUGUUCUGGAAACAGCUUGAUCUAAAUUACCCUGAUAUGCCAGAUGCAAUGGUACAUCAUGGCUUUUACAGUGCUUAUCAUAAUACAACAGUACGGCCUGCAGUGUUGGCUGCAGUAAAACGGGCGAAGAAAUCCUAUGGGGCAAACAUUAACAUCAUCGUGACCGGUCAUUCAAUGGGGGGAGCCAUGGCUGCUUUUUGUGGGCUAGACCUAGUUGUGAAUGAAGGAGAAGAGAACGUGCAGGUUAUGACAUUUGGGCAACCUCGUGUUGGGAAUGCGGCUUUUGCAUCUUAUUACAGUUUGCUUGUGCCUAAUACCUUCAGGAUCACGCAUGACCGAGAUAUAGUUCCUCAUCUGCCUCCUUUCUUUUAUCUUUUCCCUCAAAAAACAUACCACCACUUCCCAACAGAGGUGUGGGUGAGAGAUGUCAGUUUUUCGAAUUUUAUUCUUUUAAAUUCGGAAGAAGUUUGUGACAACACUGGUGAAGAUCCUACAUGCUGCAGGUCGGUGAUGGGAACUAGCAUAACCGACCAUUUAAGUUACUUUGGGGUGGAGUUAGGGGGUGAGACUUGGAGACAAUGCAACAUAGUGAUGAGCCAUGAGAUGGAGAGUUACAGCAGCAAAGAUUCAAAGGGUAACAUAUUCCUGUCGUGGACAGUUCCUUCCAUGGAGGUCACUGAAUCGAAAACCGGAGUAUUUAGUCUAUAG
Microthlaspi erraticum is the source of this 1077-nucleotide messenger RNA. NCBI's taxonomy places the organism in Eukaryota, Viridiplantae, Streptophyta, Magnoliopsida, Brassicales, Brassicaceae. The record is from the annotation of a GenBank genome assembly.